AUGACAUCAAGGUGUCAGUCGUUCGCUGCCAGGCAAUGGCUUUCAGCACGACCAGUCGCAUCGACACUUCUCUUGGGCACUCCGUCGGUGGAAGCUCGCGAUGCUGGUGAAGGUCGAGGACUAGGCCUCUUCGCUACCCAACCGAUCGCCGCCUUCUCUCAGAUCCUCUGCGACACCCCACUCAUCCUAAUGAAACCCAAUGAUGACCUGCCGGAGCUGUAUAAGCAAUUCGCCAAUCUACCAAAAGAGGACCAAGAGCGAUAUCUCUCCCUCAGUCAGCAUGCAGAUCUCAGUCGCGAUGCUCUGCUCAAGGACAAACUCCUCCAGCGUGGCUUUGGUACAGAAGGCCUGGAAGAGAUGGCCAAUGUCGCUGGAAUCAUGCAGACCAAUGCAUUCAAUGUAGAUCUGCAUGACGGUCAGGGACCACGACAUCGAGCUUUGUUCCCAAGUAUUGCGAGGAUCAACCAUUCUUGUGCGCCGAAUGCCCAUGUAUGCUUCUACCCUCCAAACGGAGGAGAGUCGCGCGGUCGCAUGACUGUCCACGCAUUGAAUAAACUAGAAUCGGGAGCUGAAAUACUCAUAUCUUACUUCAACAUCCUCCUCCCGCGAUCAGAACGUCAAGCAAAGACCCAGAAAUGGGGCUUCACAUGCUUGUGCACAGUCUGUGCUGACACAGACGGCGCGGAGACUCAGCGGGAGGCUAUUCGAACUUUCAACGCGGAUCAGAGCCGACUUGUGCAAAGGACCAAAAUCAUGAUGAAAGAAGUCAAUGCUAUCAUGGAAAAAGGAGAGUCCUUGGCGGACCUGCUCAAGGAUCAAACAGAGCUCUACCCUGCCUUGCCGGACAUAUUUGAACACCUCGGAAUGCUUCAAGCGAAAGGUCCUGUCGUACAGAAGCGACAUAGAGGUCGGGACAAGCUGCUUGCGCUUCUGGAGCAAGCGGUAAUCUGGGAAGCUCGAAUUACGGGAGUUUCAAGUCCAGCAACUAGACGACGUCUCCGACAAAUGGCUCAAUUUGAGGCAGAGGGGGACAAUCAGAAAGCUGCGCACAUUGCCAUUGACGGGACAGGCAAUUACGUCGUACAGUGGAACGAUUAG
Lecanosticta acicola is the source of this 1098-nucleotide messenger RNA. Lineage: Eukaryota; Fungi; Ascomycota; Dothideomycetes; Mycosphaerellales; Mycosphaerellaceae. The record is from the annotation of a GenBank genome assembly.